CCUAUUCUUCCUUCCUUCCUCGUCUUGCCUCCUUUUCCUGCGCGCAGAUCGAUCGCCGCUCGCCGAAGCUCCGAGUCAGUCAACAAUUUCGCCUCUCCGCCCAACCACAAGGAAACCCAGCGCGAGCCAUGACGGGGACCGGCGGCGGCGACGAGCACUACUCGCGGCUGAUCCGCGAGCUCUGCGCGCUGCUGCUCACGGUCGUCCCCCCCUCGCCCGCGCCGGCGCCGGGGCGGAUGUCGCCGGCCGCGGCGGCGUCCAUGCUCCUCGGCGCGUCGGUGGCGCUCAUGCUCUGCGGGUCCGUCACGUUCGCCAUCGGCCUCCUCCUCAUGCCCUGGGUCGCCGGCCUCGCGCUGCUCUUCGGCUUCGCCGGCGCCGUCUCCAACCUCUCCUCGGGGUUCUUCGGCAAGCCCGCCGCGCUGCCCUGCAAGGACGCGGCGAGGGGGCGGAUCUGCUCCCCGAUCGACUCCGAUUUGCUCGUAGCGUAGCUCAAUCAGCAGCAGCAGCGUAGAUUUGAUCUCUUUCUUCCUGAAUUACUAGGAGCCGGACAGAGGCAGAGCUGAUGAUCCCUGUAAAAAUGCGCCCUUUUGUUGUAUGCUCUCACAAGUCAAUUCCCCGAGAGUUGUUUGCUUGUGGAUUAAAGGAAACGUCACGAGAAUUAAGUGUUUGUUUAACACUCCCAUGUUUUGAU
Messenger RNA from Panicum hallii, 691 nucleotides. RefSeq lists its product as uncharacterized. The record is from RefSeq and is a predicted model, not a curated record. The coding region runs from base 129 to 488 and encodes 119 amino acids. The transcript has a single exon. Lineage: Eukaryota; Viridiplantae; Streptophyta; Magnoliopsida; Poales; Poaceae.